Eucalyptus grandis is the source of this 1975-nucleotide messenger RNA. RefSeq names its product F-box protein SKIP2. Gene Ontology annotation, cellular component: SCF ubiquitin ligase complex. The record is from RefSeq and is a predicted model, not a curated record. Gene Ontology annotation, biological process: SCF-dependent proteasomal ubiquitin-dependent protein catabolic process. Gene Ontology annotation, molecular function: protein binding. The transcript has 2 exons. Lineage: Eukaryota; Viridiplantae; Streptophyta; Magnoliopsida; Myrtales; Myrtaceae. The coding region runs from base 278 to 1837 and encodes 519 amino acids.
CAACACCAACGUUAGCGAAUGAUUACGGGUCGUGUCCGGUCCGUUCCCCGUUAUUUGAUAUUACCGAAAACCGACACAUUUCUCUCCCUCUCUCUCAGUCUCACCUGCUGUACCGUAUUAAUUACCAUUUCCCGUUCACCCUCUUCUUCUUGUCCCCUUUCUCUCUCAUGACCGGCACUGCACUUGCACUGCACUGCACUUCACUUUCUCUCUCUACUCUUCUCCUUCUACUUCAUCUUCCACUCGCGCCAUCAGAAAAUCCAUUCGAGCCUCCCCGAUGGGCCAAGUUCCGUCUUGUUCCUCCUCCUCCUCCUCCUCGUGCCGGUCGCUUUCGGCCGUCGCCACCGUCGACGGCCACGCCCGCGAUGCCUCCUCCGCCGCCGACCGCUUCGACCUCACGCUGGGCUUGCCCGACGAGUGCCUCGCCUCCGUCUUCGCCCUCCUCGGCUCCGACGACCGAGGCUCCUGCUCCCUCGUCUGCCGCCGUUGGCACCUCGUCGACGCCCGGUCGCGGCAGCGCCUCGCCCUCGUCGCCCGCUCCGAGAUUGCCCCGUCGCUCCCGCCGCUGCUCCGCCGGUUCGGCUCCGUCUCGGUGCUCUCCCUCAAGUGCUCCCGCAAGCUCGUGAGCAUCGGCGACGAGGCGCUCGCCCGGGUCGCGGCCUCGCUGCCGUCCCUCAAGAAGCUCAAGCUCAAGGGCUGCGUCGACGUCUCCGACGACGGGCUCCGCGCCUUCUCGCUCCGGCGGCCCCCGGCGCUGGAGAAGGUCUCGCUCGCCGCCUGCGGGUUCGGCGCGCGGGGGAUCGUCUCGCUGCUCUGCAACUGCCCGUCGCUCCGCGACCUCACGCUCAAGCGGCUGCGCAAGCUCGACGCGCAGAGCACGCCUCUCUCCAUCGACGCGUACUACGACCGCGACGAUGACGACGCGGCGAACGACGCGAACGCGUCGAAGAAGAAGAAGAAGCGAGUGGACUUUCAGCUGGAGCGACUGUGCAUCAAGGACCUGCACAACGCUCGCCUCUUCAUCCCUCUUCUCUGCUCCUCGAAGCCAUUGAAGAGCCUCGUCGUUUGCAGGUUGACCGCGAUCGCGGGUUCCUGCCCCGAUUUGGACACUCUGUACCUGAGCCGAGUUACAGAUUGCUCCGACGAGGGUCUAUCGGCGAUCGCCGGCUCCUGCAAGAAGCUGAGGAAGCUCCACAUCGACGCGUGGACCCGGUUCGGGGGACGAACCAUCGGCGAGGAGGGGAUCGCGGCCCUGGCCGCGAAAUGCUCGCGCCUCCAGGAGCUCGUCCUGAUGGGGAUCCCGAUCAAGGCUCCUUCCCUCGGGCUGCUGGCCUCCAACUGCCCGUGCCUCGAGAGGGUGGCGCUGUGCAACACCGACUCGGUCGGGGACCAGGAGAUGGAGGCUAUAGCGGCCAAGUUCGGGGCAAUGAAGAAGCUCUGCAUCAAGAACUGCCCGAUCACGGCGAGGGGCAUCGAGGCGGUGGUCGCGGGUUGCGCGGGCCUGGUGAAGCUGAAGGUGAAGAGGUGCCGGGGAAUCGGCCAGGAGAGCGUGAGCCACUUGAGGGGGAGGAGGGGCGGGCUGGUGAUCUCGGUGGACGCGGGGUCGUUGGUGUUCGACGGGGCUGAGGGAGGAGGUGCCGGUACGGAGAACGAAGGAGGAGGAGGAGGCGACGAAGAAGGGCGGCGGAGGAGUGGAAGAAGAAGGGACAAUGCCGCCGGCGAUGGAGGCGGCGGUCCGACCGGUGCGAGGACUAGUGCCACGCAUGUGAUCUGCAGUAGCAGAAGCGCGCUUCUGCUGAGGUCCAAGUUUGGGAGCAGGAACGCCUCUCGUUCUUGAUUUGGAUGCUCUUGGUUUCUUCUAAUUUUUCAUUAAAUUGAAUUCCCUUUUGUCCCCCUUUUUCUCGAUUAAUUUAGAUGAUGCUUCAUUUUCUCCGAAGCUAUGAAAAAUCUACUCGGGUGAAGUUUGAGAAUCGAA